This is a messenger RNA of Raphanus sativus (radish), 1884 nucleotides long. RefSeq names its product calcium-dependent mitochondrial ATP-magnesium/phosphate carrier protein 3. Gene Ontology annotation, biological process: transmembrane transport. Lineage: Eukaryota; Viridiplantae; Streptophyta; Magnoliopsida; Brassicales; Brassicaceae. The coding region runs from base 231 to 1664 and encodes 477 amino acids. The transcript has 4 exons. The record is from RefSeq and is a predicted model, not a curated record. Gene Ontology annotation, molecular function: calcium ion binding; ATP transmembrane transporter activity.
AAGAAGAAGAAGAAGAAGAUAGAGAAAGAGAUUGGUGCCCGUGUGUUUGUUACCGUCACACUCACGGUUUUCACAAAAACGACGCCGGAGAGUCUCCAUCACCGGCCGUCGUUUCAAAACCCCAAAACUCUCCACUCUCUCUCCACACAACAAUGAACGAUCCUUAGAAUCAUCCAAAGACUCUUCCUUUUUCUUCUCUUCUCAUCGCAAUCUCUCUCUCAAUCGAAUCAAUGACUCAGAAGAAGAAGAAGAAGCCCGCCGUACCCGUGACGAUGGACCACGUCCUCCUGGCCUUACGCGAGACAAGCGAGGAGAGGGAGGUCCGGAUCCGAAGCCUGUUCGAUUUCUUCGACGGCUCGAGCCUAGGGUUCCUGGACUACGCCCAGAUCGAAAAGGGCCUGGCCUCGCUCCAGAUCCCUCCCGAGUACAAGUACGCAAGGGAGCUCUUCAGGGUCUGCGACGCCAACAGAGACGGCCGCGUCGAUUACCACGAGUUUCGCCGUUACAUCGACGCCAAGGAGCUCGAGCUCUACAGGAUUUUUCAGGCCAUCGACGUCGCUCACAACGGUUGCAUUUUGCCCGAGGAGCUCUGGGAGGCUCUCGUUAAGGCUGGCAUCGAAAUAGAUGACGAGGAGCUCGCUCGUUUCGUGGAGCAUGUUGACAAGGACAACAACGGGACCAUAACCUUCGAGGACUGGAGAGAUUUUCUUCUGUUAUACCCUCACGAAGCCACCAUCGAGAACAUAUACCAUCACUGGGAAAGAGUCUGCUUGAUAGACAUCGGAGAGCAAGCCGUUAUACCUGACGGUAUAAGCAAACAUGUCAAAAGAAGCAGGUUGCUUCUCGCGGGAGGAUUAGCAGGAGCCAUCUCUAGAACCGCGACCGCGCCUCUCGACCGCUUGAAAGUCGUUCUUCAGGUUCAGAGAGGGCACGCGGGUGUCCUCCCGACGGUCAAGAAGAUAUGGAGGGAAGAUAAGCUGAAAGGUUUCUUCAGAGGUAACGGGUUGAAUGUGAUGAAGGUUGCUCCUGAGAGCGCCAUCAAGUUCUGUGCUUACGAGAUGCUGAAACCUAUGAUUGGUGGGGGAGAGGGAGGUGGUGAUAUCGGUACGAGCGCGAGGCUUUUGGCCGGUGGGAUGGCUGGUGCGGUGGCUCAGACCGCUAUUUACCCUAUGGAUCUUGUGAAGACUCGGUUGCAGACUUGUUGUGUGAGCGAAGGUGGGAAGGCGCCGAAGCUGUGGAAGCUCACGAAGGAUAUAUGGGUGAGAGAGGGACCUAGGGCGUUCUAUAAGGGUCUGUUUCCGUCUCUUCUUGGGAUUAUACCUUAUGCAGGGAUCGACCUAGCUGCGUAUGAAACGUUAAAAGACUUGUCUAGAACAUACAUUCUUGAAGACACCGAGCCGGGUCCACUGAUACAGCUUAGCUGUGGAAUGACAUCAGGAGCUCUCGGAGCAUCAUGCGUUUACCCUUUACAGGUUGUAAGAACAAGAAUGCAAGCAGAUAGUUCAGAGACGACGAUGAGACAAGAGUUUAUGAAAACGAUGAGAGGCGAAGGUUUGAGAGGAUUCUACAGAGGACUCUUACCUAAUCUUCUCAAAGUAGUUCCAGCUGCAAGCAUUACAUACAUGGUUUAUGAAGCUAUGAAGAAAAACAUGGCUCUUGAUUGAUUAGAGCCAAAAUACACAUUUUUCUUGGGGUUUAGUCAUUCUUUUUUUUUUUUUUUGGUUCGAGAAGCAGAUGGUUUCUUGACUCUUGAGCUCUAGAUUUAUGCGAGAUAACAUAAACAAGCCGGUACUGUAAUAUGUCUGGUCUUUGAUGUGUUCAUGAUCCAAGACUCGAGUCUGUAAAGUUACAUAUUCAAAACGGAUAUUGGAUGGGUUAAAUUUA